This is a messenger RNA of Rhizophagus irregularis DAOM 181602=DAOM 197198, 1653 nucleotides long. RefSeq lists its product as uncharacterized. The record is from RefSeq and is a predicted model, not a curated record. Gene Ontology annotation, molecular function: protein binding. Lineage: Eukaryota; Fungi; Glomeromycota; Glomeromycetes; Glomerales; Glomeraceae.
AUGCUUAAACCUCCCCCAGCACUAUCACCAGAAAUUAAAAUAUUUUUGGAUUUAAAGGUUCAAAUCCCGCAUCUUGUGGAGGAUUUAAGAGAUACAAAUAAAGCAGCCAAUGCAUCUUUAAAUAUAAAUGGCCAAUUUAUACCAGGAGCUCGAGUGGGUCAAAAAGCGGUUCUCAUUGGAAAAAAAUUAUAUUUUACAGGAGGACGUAAUUUUGACAAGGAAACAGGACUUAUAAGUGACCUUUUUUAUUAUGAUUUUGGAGCAGGAUUAAGCGAUGCGAAAUUGGUAGAUCUAAGAAGUCAGGAAGGAAUAAAAAUGAACUUACCAUACAUGAUAUGGCACACAGCUAAUAUAGGAGGCACUAAUCAAGACUCAAUAUUUAUGUUAGGAGGUUUAGGAACUGUAGAGUCAAGUAAUAAUUUAGUAUAUCAAUUUGAUACAAAUACCAAUGCAACAAGUAUGCCAAUAAUUCAAGGAAUAACUCCACCAAGACGUGAAGAUAUGGAUACUGUUAGUUACGGAGGGAAAAUUUACAUAUUUAGUGGACGAAUGGAAGGUGUUAAUGAUGAAAUAUAUUAUGAUAAUUUUGAUAUUUUGGAUACUGUUAACUUGGUUUGGAAUGUCGGUAGUCCAGUAAAUGCUCCUCUUCCUAGAUUCCUUUAUACGGCAACGUUAGUUAAUGGAGUUAUUUAUUAUAUUGGUGGUGUACGAAAGAGUGCAGUUAGUAAUAUAAGUUAUAGUGUUUUAAUGUCCAACAUUUACCUAUACGAUAUUGCCACAAAUACAUGGUCUCUUAAGGAAAUUACAGUAGGAAAUAUCCCAGAACCCAGGUUUGGUCACUCAGCUGUCUUAGUUGGUGACAAAAUUUGCAUAUACGGAGGAUUAAAUCCUAAUGGUGUAGUUGACGCUCCUGCAAUGCCAACAAUUGCUCUAUUGGAUACUAAUACUUUUAUAUGGUCAACGCCCCAACUUGAAAAUAUUAAUACACCAAAACUUAUUGAUAAUAAUGUACCAAACCUUCUUUAUCAUACUGCUACAUUAAUAUAUGACAACCUAAUGUUUGUCACUUUCGGAAAUCUCACUGCUUAUUCUCUGCCGCGAACGAUCAACAGAUACUAUUAUAUAUUUAAUUUUGGACAACCAAAAGUUCAAUGGUUUAGAAUUGAACAAAAUGAUAUAGGAAAUCCCAACGCUAACAUUCCUAUCAAUCCUAAAACUCCUAAUUCUAUUACUCCUAAGACUCCACCUUCUACUACUAGUUCCGGAAAUGCAGCAAAUACAUCAGCAAAAUCAACAGCAGCACCUGCAACUUCUAGUUCAGAUCAAAAAUCUUUAGGAAAUCCAGUAAUCAUUGGUUUAUCAAUCGGAUUGGCGGCAAUUGGAUUAGGAACAAUUGUAGCAUUUUCAUUAAUUUAUAGAAAUUCGAAAAAAAAUCAAAAUUCUGCAACGGGAGGAGCUUCAGGUGCCUUGGACACUUCUACUGGCAGUGUUAUGCUUCAAAUUCCAAGUAAUUUACAACAUUCUCCUACUCCCGCUUUACAUAGAUAUUCUCCUGGGCAAGAAUAUUAUUCUUCUUUACCAUUAUCACAACAAGAAAGGUAUUCUCAACGUUCUUCAAAUUAUUCUCCAGGAAGUGAAACUCCACCUAUUUAA